This is a messenger RNA of Aphis gossypii (cotton aphid), 3208 nucleotides long. RefSeq names its product myocyte-specific enhancer factor 2A homolog. The transcript is spliced from 8 exons. The record is from RefSeq and is a predicted model, not a curated record. Bases 259 to 1440 code for a protein of 393 amino acids. Gene Ontology annotation, biological process: positive regulation of transcription by RNA polymerase II. NCBI's taxonomy places the organism in Eukaryota, Metazoa, Arthropoda, Insecta, Hemiptera, Aphididae. Gene Ontology annotation, molecular function: RNA polymerase II cis-regulatory region sequence-specific DNA binding; protein dimerization activity; DNA-binding transcription factor activity, RNA polymerase II-specific.
AAAAUUAUAGAAAUUAUAGAAAUAGUUUUCAAUAGGACGUGAGAUAACCUUACAUACUUGGAAAAAAAUAAAACACGCACCACGGAUUACAGAUUGUAUUUUUAAUUUUUACAAACAUAGUUCUAAUUUUAAACGUUUCAGGAUCCUAUUUUAAUACUUUCAAACAGGUAAUUUACAAUUAGAAGAUCACUACAUUGUCCGAACUCUGAAGUCAAGUUAAAAUAAUCAAUUGCCAUUACUCAUUAGUAAUCGUGCAUCAUGGGACGCAAGAAAAUUAAUAUAUCCAAAAUCACAGACGAACGAAACCGUCAUGUGACAUUUAACAAACGAAAAUUUGGUGUUAUGAAGAAAGCUUACGAGUUAAGUGUGUUAUGUGAUUGUGAAGUAGCUAUCAUUAUUUUUAACAAGUCCAACAAGUUGUAUCAGUAUGCUAGUACAGACAUGGACCAAGUAUUACUUAAAUAUACUGAAUAUAGUGAACCACACGAAUCAUUGACAAACACCAAUAUUAUUGCUCAACUAAACAGGAGAGAAGGCCCUAGAAAUUCUAAUUCUAAAUCUGUUGAUUCGUGUGUUAUUGAUGAGCCUAAUACUAUAGCUCAACCCAAACAAUUUAAAGUAAUGUCCACUCCUAGAAUUAAACUUAAACACAAUGAUAUUUCUGAUGAAGAAUUUAGAAUACUUAUGACACAUGGAAGAAGAAUAAUGGAUGAUGAGUAUGACGAAGAUGAUGAUGAAGAUAGUAAUGGUCUUGAAUGUGAAUAUAUUCCUGGCAUUCCUGAAAACGAAAUUCCAGAAGCUAUAAGAAAAAUACGAGAGAAUAAUUCUAUUGAAAACACUAAACGAGUGAAUUCCAGUGACUCAGACAUGAGUGAUGACGAGUUAAAAAUUGACAGUGGUGCUGAUGAUGAUUUUGAAGACAUUGAUGACAAUUUACACCAAGCAAAUAUAGAAAGAUAUAUUUCUCCUCCAACCACCUCGAGACAACUACCUUUGCCAGUUAAUAUUAAAGUCGAAAAAAAAGAUGAAGUAGCUGAUGUAGAAAUAAUCGAAGAUGACGCUAAUACACCUGAAGAAGUAAAAAGCAAUACAAAUCUACAAUUAACAUCAGAUGUUCCGAAACCACCAUUAAUUCCAAAUACUCACUCAAGUUUGGAUGUUAUUCAAAAUAAAUCUCCUAAAAGUCAUCCUGAAAAUAAUGCAAGGUACCGUCCUUAUAAUAUUUUACAUACCUCUAAGAAAAUGGUAAAAAUACCACCACAGAAAUCUUUGGAAAUCCAAAGUAGCAUAUCUCAAAAUAGACAGACCCCAAAGCAGGAACGUAAAGUUUAUGCAGGAUUUAAACAACGUAUACAGGUCAAAAAAGAUUUGAUAAUGAGUUCUGAUGAUACAAUCAUUAGUGAACAUACACCACUAAGUAGUAAUACAAAUGACUCUUAAAAUUACAUGUACUUUUAAAUUUAAACAUUCCAAAUUUUAUUGCUUUUAUUUUAUACAUUUUUUUUUUAAGACUGUACUUUAGGUAACAAUUAUUGGUAUUCAUUUAUAUUUAAUUAUAUACAUAAUACAAUUCAAUUUAAAAAUGUAGUCAUUUGAGUCCUUUGUUCAAAUAUCCUAUUUAAAAAAAUGUAAUCAUUUUAAUAUUUACAUACAAUUGAACAUAUAAAAAAUGUUGGUUAAGUUUAUUUGGUCUAGAUAUUAUUUUAUUGAAUAGUUUUAAGGACAUAUUAUGUAUCACUUUUGAAAAAAAAAAUUGAUUAGUUAUAUGUAUUAUUAUAUUUAGAACUGGUUUUUAGCUCUUGUUCCAUAGUUUUUACAGCUAUAUUUAUUAAUAUUGUAUGUUAAAUUUUAGUAUUAUUAAUUAUUAUUAAUUAUAAUUAUUUAAAAUAUUUUUACAUUAUUAUUUAGAUCUUUAAUUUGAUAAAUGUAAAUUUGUCAUAAUUAUUAAUGAUUAUAAUAUAACAAUAUUACAAUACAUGUUUAUUUCUUUUAUCUUAAAUUUUAAGUUCUAUACCUUAAUGACAUUAAUUUAUGGCAAAUUAAAUUGAUUGAACAUUUAAAAUAAAGAAGCAAUAAAAAAAUAAUAGUUUAUUCCAGUAUGUGAUCAAAUUAUCAAAGAACUAGUGAGAUAUUGCAUAAUAGUUUUCCCAUUCCAAGAUAUCAUUAGAUUAAUUUUUGUGAUUAGCUUUCUACAAUCAAAAUAAUAGGAGGAUGCAUAAUUAUGGAGGUGACUUUAAAUAUUAAAUAUACUGUAAUAAUGUGCAGUACAAAACACAUGACAGAACUCGAGAGUCAAUGAUCUGUCUACAUAAGGGGUCCCCGACCAAUCUUUCUAGGAAUAUAAGUCGAUCAUUAUAAAAAUUAAUUUUACCAUUAUUGGUCGAUCGCAUAAUAAAUUAUUAUGAUUAUUAUUAUUAUUAUGAAGAAACAAUAAAUAAUUAUUCUUUGGAGCUUAGACCUUUUUUUUUAUUUACUCAUCAAAGACCUAAAUUAUCCUGGAUGUUGAUCAUCAGGGACAUAAAAUUUCAAAUGUAGCUCUUGUUUAAAAAGGUUUGCAAAUCCUGGUCUACAUUAACAUAUGUGCAGUAAAUCAAACACUAAUUAAUCUGCAACUAGUCCUUAAUUCUAUGAAAAAAUAAAUACUGAGUAAGAAUUUUAAAUAAAAAUUGGACCUAUGCGGUUAUUUAGAUCAUUAUAUAAGUUUUAAAUUAAAGAUAUUUUAUACAUUUAAAUGAUCCAUCUUAAUAAUAUUUUUAAAUUCAAUAAUUACCAGUUAAUAUGCUUUAGUUAAAUUAUUCUGUUUUUACAAUUUAAUAGGAACUUUAAGUACAUAUUUAUCAUUAUUUUUUAAUAACACUAGUGCUCUGGUAAAUAUAGAUUACCAUUUCCUAUCAAAAGGAUUAAUUUCAUGCCUAAGCAGUUUUUAUUUUUUUUAAGUAAUAAAAAUAUUAAAUAACAUUUUUGAUGAAACAAAACAAAAAAAUAUAUUAAACAUCAUAAUAUAGGUAUUGCACAUCAUACUGUGUUCUCCAGGCACAAAAUAAAAACAAUUAAAAUUAUAAUAAAAUAAAUAAAAUAACUUAUAUAAUGGUAAAAGAAAAAUACAAUUACUGCAUGGAAACUAUAAUUAGGGUCAUAAACUUAUAAAUGUAAUCACCGAUUAAGUCUUAUAAAGGAGAUACUCUUUAAGAGCGUUGGGUAAUGGUAA